GCGCCGCGCCGCUGCGCUCCGGGCGGGAGGCAGGAAGGAGGCGGCGGGCAUGGAGCAGCUUCCCGGCGGGAUGAACUAGCUGCCCGGGACGCCCCGUCCCGCCUGCUCCCCGCCGGGACGCAGUGAGUAGCGGGGACCCACAGGUAAAGCUGUUACUCUCAAGCAUCUCUCUGCAAUGGCCUCAGGGAAUGAUGGUGAUCCACCAGGUGCCCGAGUACACUGGGAUGGUGAUGGGCGCAAGCUGUCACAAGAGGUCAAUUCAGAAGACCAAGUGGCUGAGCAGACCGAGGAGGUGUUUCGGAGCUAUGCCUUCUACCGCUACCAACAGGAGAGAGAAGAGAGAGGGGACGAAGUGCCCAUGGACCCAGAGAUUGCAGAGAUUCAGCAGGACCUAAGCAGCAUGGAGAGCCUGGUGGGAAGACGCCUGGCCAUUAUUGGUGAUGACAUUUAUGAGCGGUACGAUGCAGAGUUUCGCUGCAUGCUGAAAUCCCUGCAGCCCACCAAGGGAAACGCCUAUGAAUACUUCACCAGGAUAGCCUCCAGCUUAUUCGAGAGUGGCAUUAAUUGGGGCCGGGUGAUUGCACUGCUGGGCUUUGGCUACCGCAUGGCCAUCCACGUCUAUCAGCACGGCGUAACAGGUUUCCUCCGCCGGAUCGCCCGCUACGUCGCAGAGUUCAUGCUUCGGAACCGCAUUGCCCAGUGGAUCGCUCAGCAGGGAGGAUGGGUGGCUGCGCUCGAUCUGGACAAUGUUUACGUGAAGUAUAUGCUGGUGGUGGUGGCCCUUGUUGUGGUGGGGCAUUUAGUGCAAAUCCUGAUCUCUCCCAGCCCUGCAGGAAGAGGACAGGGUACAUGAUGGAGCAAUAAACCAUGCUUUACACUGACUCCAGAGAGGGAUUGAUAAACAGCCUUCCUUUCCAGGAGGAGGAGAGGAAGGAAGCAGACUAGAGAGCACUGGUGGUCCCAGUGGUGACAGGGAGAGGGCGAAGGACCCUGUCUGCAGGAUGGUUCUCCCCCUCUGCAAGCCAUCUUUAAACAGCAGGCAAAGGAUCUGUGUGGAACAUAGUAGGUUGCUUUUAUCAGAAGAAAAUUUCUUUCACAAGUAUUCUGUUUUAAAAUGAUGUAAUAUAUAUACAUAUAUUUGAAAAUAAAAAGGUACAUGCAGUGCAAGCUCUU
Molecule: messenger RNA, 1173 nt
Organism: Rhea pennata
Lineage: Eukaryota; Metazoa; Chordata; Aves; Rheiformes; Rheidae
Gene: BAK1
Product: BCL2 antagonist/killer 1
Exons: 7
Coding region: 176-853 (225 amino acids)
Biological process (GO): regulation of apoptotic process; extrinsic apoptotic signaling pathway in absence of ligand; intrinsic apoptotic signaling pathway in response to DNA damage
Cellular component (GO): mitochondrial outer membrane
Molecular function (GO): protein heterodimerization activity; protein homodimerization activity
Source: RefSeq, a predicted model, not a curated record